GACAGACGUUGAGUCUCUUGGUUAAGUUUGAGACUUGAAACCAAAGUUAAUAUCUUCGUUGAAACUUAAGUAGCGUUUCGUAUGGAAAUGCUUGAAAUUGACAUUAUAAAAAGUUAAAAAUAUAUAUUAAUAUAAAAUGGAAAAUCCACUUCAACCCCCUGUGAAAGUUAACAAUCCUGCUCCAACUGUUGAACAGAUUAAUGCUGAUAUAAUAACACAGUAUGCAAAUAAAUACUGGGCACCACAUACCGCUGAUGCCCAUCUGCCAUUUGAUCCUCAAAUCAUUGACAACAUAUAUAUCGAUGAAAUAUGUGUGUCAAAAUUUUCCAUUCGACGAAUUAUGAUGCUGGAGUUCAGUCAAUAUUUGGAAAAUUAUUUAUGGCCAAAUUAUGUGGCCGAUAAAGCACCAAGGUCUCACACAAUAUCCAUAGUCGUAAUGGUCAAUGAAAAAUUUCGCGAACGUGUACAAGUGUGGGAAGCCUUCAAUAAAUACCCAACACAAUUUGCCGGAUUCUUUCAAAAUGUUCUUGAAGCUUGCCUUGAAGAGAGCACACUUGACUAUGACUUGAAAGAACAGACUGCACUUGUGGUGUUUUUGAAUCACUGUUUCAACUCUAUGGAAGUUUCAUUAGUGAGAGAAGAAAUUAAAAGACUAAUCUCUCUCACCAUGUGGAUAUCGUUGCAAAAAGGCCGGAGAACCCUUGAGUUUAAAAAGCUCCCAAAAUGGAAAAAAUAUUGGGACAAAAUUUUAAAAAAAGAUAAUCCAGAAAUGAAGGACAAAUUGGAGUGGGAACGAAAAUUUUUACACAGGUUAAUGGUCAAGUUUAUGAAGAUUUUAGAAGAAAUUCCUUUGGAAGGUAAUGUUUUACCAGACCGAGUUAGAUAUUGCGAGAGAUUUCUGGAAUUGAUGAUCGAUUUGGAAGCCCUGUUAUUGACUAGACGAUUUUUCAACACUGUUAUGGAUGAUUGUCAUUUGGUAGUACGAUGUCAGUUGUCCAAUUUAUUAAAACGGCAAGAAGGAGGAUUGUUUGGCCAGCUGUUGGAAAUGCUCAAGUUCUAUGCCAGGUUUGAAAUUAAUGAGGAAUCCGGAGAACCAUUGACAGAUCAUGACAUGACUCAGUUACAUUACACAAAAAUCACAUCUCUUCAGAAAGUCGUUUUUGCCAAGUUCUCUGAUCUUCGCAGUUUUGCGCUGGCCAACGUUGCGAGUGUGGACACAAGAGAUUCUUUAUACAAACACUUUGGUUUCUUAAGUCAAGAAAAAUUGAAGUUAAUCGCGAGUUACUUACAUUUAGUUCCGCCGGAGGAACGAGAGAACGAUGAAAAUUGGUAUCGUCUAGAUCUGGAUUUCCUGAGAGAACUAUUGAUAUCAAGACAUGAACGCAGAGCGUCGCAGUUGGAAGAAUUAAACGAAAUGCCCUUGUAUCCGACUGAAGACAUCAUUUGGAACGAAAGUAUCGUUCCAACGGAAUACUUUUCCGGUGAAGGAUGCCUCGCACUGCCUAAGCUUAAUCUACAAUUUCUUACAUUGCACGAUUAUCUUCUAAGAAAUUUUAAUUUGUUUCGUCUUGAAUCCACUUAUGAAAUCAGACAGGAUAUUGAGGAUGCUGUUAGUCGAUUAAGUCCAUGGCUUGCUGAAGACGGCGGUGUUUACUUUGGCGGAUGGGCAAGAAUGGCUCAACCAAUAACCGAAUUUGCUGUCGUUGAGGUGGCCAAGCCAAAUAUUGGCGAGAAAAGACCUUCGAGAGUGCGAGCAGAUAUCACGAUUAAUUUAAGUGUGAGAAAAGAAAUAAAGUCAGAAUGGGAGAACCUUAGGAAGCACGACGUCUGUUUCCUGAUAACUGUCAAGCCAAAAAAUCCUAUUGGCACAAAGUACAGUCAUAAACUGCCCUUUGUGCCACAAGUCGGGUUGUCGACAGUACGAGGUUGCGAGGUUGAGGGUAUGCUGGAUUCAAACGGCCGAGUGAUAGAGGAUGGUCCAGAGCCAAGGCCAAUUUUACCUGGUGAUACGCGAAUUUACAGAGUCUGGCUGGACUCGAAUCAGUAUCGAGUCGAUAUGGACAAUGCCAGUCACGGAAGGGAAGAUGUGUAUGAGGGUUUCAAUAUCAUAAUGCGACGGAAACCCAAGGAAAAUAAUUUUAAAGCAGUUCUAGAGACUAUUCGAGAGCUGAUGAAUACGGAAUGUGUAGUGCCAGACUGGCUUCAUAAUAUUAUUCUUGGAUACAGUGAUCCCGGUGCAGCGCAUUACUCAAGAAUGCCAAAUGAAAUCGCAACUAUGGAUUUUAAUGACACAUUUCUGGAUAUUGAUCACUUGCGUUCAAGUUUCCCUGGAUAUGAAAUAAAAGUCACGACCGAUGACCCAAAGAAGCUUAUACGCCCAUUUCGCUUAACUUUUGAGGAUGUAUUGGAUAAACAAAACGAGAGAGCUGAAAGAAAAGUAAUAAACGUGGAACCUCACAUUCCACCCAGUCGAGGACCUUACAAGGCUAACGAACCGAAAAAAAACCAAAUUCCGUUUACUCCAACUCAAGUUGAAGCGAUUCGAGCUGGAAUGCAACCAGGAUUAACGCUUGUUGUUGGUCCGCCAGGUACCGGAAAAACAGAUGUGGCUGUACAGAUUAUCUCUAAUCUCUAUCACAAUUUUCCGAAUCAGAGAACUUUAAUCGUGACACACUCUAAUCAGGCUUUAAAUCAGCUUUUUGAGAAAAUCAUGGCUCUCGAUAUUGAUGAGAGGCAUCUUUUGCGUCUCGGUCAUGGUGAAGAAGCGCUCGAGACGGAGAAAGAUUUUAGUAGAUACGGACGAGUAAAUUACGUUUUAGCUAAACGAAUGAAUCUCUUGGAAGAAGUUCAGAGACUUAAAGAAUCCCUGAAUGUAAAAGCUGAUGUAGCUUAUACAUGCGAAACAGCGGGUCAUUUCUUUAUGUACCAAGUACUGACUCGUUGGGAACGUUUCGAAGCCAGAAUCAAACAAAGGGGAGGUGGUACGAGUACUUCAGCGGCUUCCUUUGUCAAUCAAGAAUUUCCAUUCCAUAAAUUUUUUGAUAAUGCACCACAACCAUUAUUCAAGUGUCAGUCGUUUGGUGAGGAUUACGAGAUUGCACAAAGUUGCUUCAGAUAUAUCGAGCGAAUAUUUACUCAGCUCGAGGAAUUCCGAGCGUUCGAACUCCUGCGAUCCGGUCUUGAUAGAUCCAAGUAUUUGCUUGUCAAGGAAGCUAAAGUAAUUGCGAUGACCUGUACACACGCGGCCCUCAAAAGACGAGAACUUGUUGACAUGGGAUUCACAUACGAUAAUAUUCUCAUGGAAGAGUCAGCUCAGAUUUUAGAAAUUGAGACCUUUAUUCCGCUGCUUUUGCAAAAUCCACAGGAUGGUUAUAAUCGGCUAAAACGUUGGAUCAUGAUAGGAGAUCAUCAUCAGUUGCCGCCCGUCAUUAAGAAUAUGGCUUUUCAGAAAUACUCAAAUAUGGAGCAAUCGCUUUUUGCGAGAUUUGUCAGAUUGGGAGUGCCAACAGUUGAUCUGGACGGUCAAGGUCGUGCCAGACCGAGCAUUUGUAAUCUCUACAAUUGGCGAUACAAGAAGCUUGGAAAUUUAACACACGUGGAGCAAAGUGCCGAAUAUCUGGUGGCAAAUGCCGGUUUCCUUUACGAUUUCCAAUUGAUCAACGUGGAGGAUUUUAAUGGCGUCGGAGAAAGCGAACCGAGUGCUUAUUUUUACCAAAAUCUUGCUGAAGCCGAGUAUUGCGUUGCAGUUUUUAUGUACAUGCGUCUAUUGGGAUAUCCUGCUGACAAAAUCAGUAUUUUGACGACCUACAAUGGCCAAAAACAUCUGAUUCGUGACGUGAUAAAUAUUAGAUGUGCCAACAAUCCCUUGAUCGGUCGACCAAAUAAAGUGACCACUGUCGAUAAGUACCAGGGACAACAGAACGACUAUAUACUUUUAUCUCUGGUGAAAACGCGUGCCGUGGGUCAUUUACGAGACGCGCGGCGUCUUGUUGUAGCAAUGUCUCGAGCACGAUUGGGACUCUACGUCUUUGCAAGGGUCUCUCUCUUCAAGAAUUGCUUCGAACUCACUCCAGCCUUCAAUCAGCUUAUGCUUCGACCAUUAAAAUUGUCACUAUUGCCUCACGAAAUCUAUCCCUCCAGGAGACCGAACCAAGAUCCACCAGCAGCUCCUCCAAUGGAAAUUGACGACAUGCCGCAUAUGGCGAAGUUUGUGUAUAGUUAUUACAUGGAAAAAGUCAGUGCUAUGAAGGGUGUACACAAGGAUAUCCUUGAAGGAGUGGAGAAAGAGUUUCUUGAAGAAGCAACAAAGAGGUAUCAUGAAGAGGGAGCCAAACUAGAGCGAGAGUCAUCAGACGAUGAAGAUGAAAAUUCAGGAAUUCAAGAUGCCCCGAGUAAAACUGAAACUACUCAAAACAUAUGUGAACCUAUAAAGAACUUGUUGGGCGAACCAUUGGACGAAAGUUGAAUGAAUGACUUCAAUAGGCCCAUAUUCCUAUAUCUUAUGUAGUAACUUAUAAGAUGAAUGUAAGAUACUUUUCAUGUUCUCAUUUUUGUAUAGAUCACUCAUAUUGCAGCCUCAAAAUAAUUAUGUAAUGACUGAAUUCUGGCUAACGGAAUUCUCCAUUCAAUAAUAAUGAUCAAGUUUUCGUUACGCGAUUAUAGAAAAAUGGUAAGGUAAUAAAAUUUUGUGUACAAA
Messenger RNA from Belonocnema kinseyi, 4696 nucleotides. Its product is annotated as RNA helicase aquarius. The coding region runs from base 137 to 4465 and encodes 1442 amino acids. Gene Ontology annotation, biological process: mRNA splicing, via spliceosome. The record is from RefSeq and is a predicted model, not a curated record. The transcript has 15 exons. Gene Ontology annotation, molecular function: helicase activity; mRNA binding. Gene Ontology annotation, cellular component: catalytic step 2 spliceosome. Lineage: Eukaryota; Metazoa; Arthropoda; Insecta; Hymenoptera; Cynipidae.